Messenger RNA from Mercurialis annua (annual mercury), 2422 nucleotides. RefSeq names its product telomere repeat-binding protein 5. The transcript has 10 exons. NCBI's taxonomy places the organism in Eukaryota, Viridiplantae, Streptophyta, Magnoliopsida, Malpighiales, Euphorbiaceae. Bases 290 to 2203 code for a protein of 637 amino acids. Gene Ontology annotation, molecular function: protein binding. The record is from RefSeq and is a predicted model, not a curated record.
UGGGUGGUUUUAGAGGGUUUUGCAAUCACAGAGAAACUUUUUAUUUAUUGUUUGGUUACUAAGAAAAUUUUAACAAUUUUCUCGGAGAAUUAUGGGAUAGAAAAUGAGAGAAAAGUUUGUGGAAAGUUUUGAUCUUUUUGAGAAAUUCUGUUGCAAUUUUGGUUUGUAAGGGUAAAGUUGUGACCUUUGAACAUAAAAAUCAUAGUUAAGAGGUUCUUAGAGAAUUGGAGAAUCUGGAAUUGCUGUUUCGCUGUUUGUGAUGUUUCCUUCGUGGUAUGAUCCCUGAGAUAUGGUGUUGCAGAAGAGGUUAGAUUACGGAUUUAAUGGAUACCAGGUUCCUCCUACACCUCGCGCUACCAGAUCGGUUAGGAGGCGAGGCUCCUUUAAGAAGAAAGCUGACGAGAAUCAAAUGUGCGCAUUUGACUUAUUGGCCAUUGUAGCCGGAAACUUGUUGCAUGAGAAAGUAAGUACUCCUAGUUCUAGUAAUACUUCCGCGGACAAAGAUCAGUGCACUGUUGUGAAUAAUACUGUUAAAAAGGAAUGUAAAGGAAAUGGUAUGAAAGUCGAAGCUCAUGAUCAUGAUAACCGUGGUAGAAGUUUCUUUGUUUCCGAGAUUGUCUCCCAAGGUAACGAACAAAAUCGAUGUUCUAGUGAUCUCAAUUUAGGAUUAGCUUCUCCGGUAGCAACUUCUGACUGUGCAGAGAAGUUUGAUGCCAAAAAGUUGAGCGACUGUAAAUUAGAGAGUGAAACUAAAAAAAUAAUUAAAGAUGAGCCCCCAAAAUCUGUGAAGGUGUUUAAUGACACUGUGGCUAAUAAACAUGUUUCCCUUAGUUCUUAUCCCACAAACAGGGAUGAUGUAAUUGUAGAUAGUAGAGAUGAUGACGAAAACUCUUCUGGGUGUACUCACCCUAGCACCACUAAAAAAUUCUAUAGGCCAGGACCACAGAGUGGAGAUCGAAGAAUAAGGAAAAUUUUGGCCUCGAAAUACUGGAAAGUAGCUCCGAGACUGAAGGAUUUGACGCUUACCAACACAGAUGGUGACUUGAAACCUCUUUACCAUAAAAGGAAAAACUAUUACAAUUAUCAGAGAUCGGAAAGGUUAUAUCCUUUCAAAAAGAGGAGACAUUUUGUCUGCGGUUCACAAUCAAAUUCUGAAGAAGGAAUUUGUAAAAAAUUAUCGUCUGAUUCGUCCAAGAAGCACAAUAACAGAGAUGCUGCUGUUUUCUAUCAUAAGAUGCGUGAAGCAACUGCAGCCUCAUCUUCAGUUGCAGGUCACCGCAAUUCAUUCCAACCUAGGGAUUCCCACGUGAAGCUUAGGAUAAAGUCUUUCAAGGUACCGGAGCUGUUCAUUGAGAUUCCGGAAAAUGCAACUGUUGGUUUAUUAAAGAGGACUGUUAUGGAUGCUGUGACUGCUAUACUUGGAGGUGGACUACGUAUUGGUGUGCUUCUUCAGGGAAAAAAGGUUCGGGAUGACAAUAAAACGUUAACGCAGACUGGAAUUGCUCACAGUAAUCAGUUGGAUGCUUUAGGUUUUAGUCUGGAACCUAAUCCUUCUCAACCUCCCCCUUCUUUGAGUCCUCAAGACUCAUCAUUUCUGCUUUCUUGUGAUGCACCACAACCUUUAAGCAGGUAUUCACCUGUUCGAAGUAUGAUGCAUCAAGCCACAUCUUGUGGUUCUCCAGAGCAUGCAGCAAAUUUAGGGAAUUUCAUGGAAAGUGACCAUGAUUCCGCUCCCUCUUCUACUGAUAUGUCGAUUGACAGAAGCACAAUCGGCUCAAAAGCUUUGAUUCCCUUAUCAGAAAUGCAUGUAGAGACGCUAGCUGUGGCUCCAGCACACCGGAAGUCGAAACAAUCCGAGAUUGUGCAACGCCGAAUUCGUCGACCUUUCUCUGUUACUGAAGUUGAAGCAUUGGUGCAAGCAGUUGAGAAACUUGGAACUGGGAGAUGGCGGGAUGUUAAACUGCGAGCUUUUGACAACGCAAAGCACCGAACUUAUGUGGAUUUGAAGGAUAAAUGGAAAACGCUCGUGCACACGGCGAGAAUCGCCCCUCAACAAAGGAGGGGAGAGCCGGUCCCGCAGGAGCUCUUGGACCGGGUCCUAAUGGCUCACGCAUACUGGUCCCAGCAACAAGCUAAGCAACAGGUGAAACAGCAACAAUCAGAAACUUGCCUCCUCCUGUGUGAAGAGUUGGGCAGCACAUAAACUGUAGUUGGUUUUAGAGUAUGAUUUAAUGUGAAAUCUUGUUAUUAGUCUGUAAAAAAGAAAAGAAAAAAAGUUGAUAAGUUGACACAUUGGAGAAUUCUUAUUUUUAAUGUUUUUCUUCUUCUCAGUCAAUGAUUCUUUUUCUGCUUGGAAAAGUAAUUGGCAUUUGUAAAUUGUUUAUGGAAUAAGAGCUUUGCUAACAGAAUUCAUUUGACUUCA